Ananas comosus (pineapple) is the source of this 1805-nucleotide messenger RNA. Its product is annotated as protein ALTERED XYLOGLUCAN 4-like. Gene Ontology annotation, molecular function: O-acetyltransferase activity. NCBI's taxonomy places the organism in Eukaryota, Viridiplantae, Streptophyta, Magnoliopsida, Poales, Bromeliaceae. Bases 208 to 1605 code for a protein of 465 amino acids. The record is from RefSeq and is a predicted model, not a curated record. Gene Ontology annotation, cellular component: Golgi apparatus. The transcript is spliced from 3 exons.
UUAGUAACUAAUGUACAGCCACAUGUGUGAUUUCUUGCUAAAAUGGAACUAAUUUGGCCACCCAGCAACAUAUCUGGGUCAGGUUUGGUAAACUACUGGCAUAAUUGAUUCAACAACUCCUACUAAACAAUGUAUUGAAUUGAACAAAUCAAGGAAGAGAAUUGCAUCUCUGCUACUAUAUGAUUUCUUUUGUGAAUUCAAUUUAGCAUGUCCCAGAACAUGGCAUCCCCUCACUCUCCCUCUACACCAAGAUUACUGCAGUUCGCGACGGAGUGGAAUGUGCUGCAAAAGAAGAUAGGCUCCUUCUUGCUGCUUCUGCUUCUCCUCUCCGCGCUCUUUCUUCUGUCCAUCUUGUAUUCGUCGAGCACUUUAACUGUCACAACCGAGGAAGCCGUCAGCGAGGGCCCCCUGCUCGCAGCGCUUUUGGCGCCAACUGCACUGAGUUCGCCGCAGAAGCCUUCGCCAGAAUCUAAUGCUGCAACCUAUGAAGCAGUGCAUCAAAGCAACAGUAGUGUAGCACCUGUAACUGAAACCACUUCUCAGAGUCCUGUUUCUGAUGUGGAGGAUAAAUGUGAGAUGUCUAGGGGGAAGUGGGUGGCAGAACCGCGAGGGCCGCUUUAUACCAAUGUGACGUGCCCGACCAUACCGGAUUUUAAGAACUGCAUGAAGUACGGGAAGCAUCCGGGCUUUCUUUACUGGAGAUGGAAACCGGACAGGUACGAUUUGCCGAGGUUCGAGCCCGAGAGGUUUCUGAACAUUGUUCAAGGGAAGAAGCUGGCGUUCAUCGGCGACUCGCUGGCUAGGAACCAGAUGGAGUCUCUCCUGUGUCUGUUAUCUCAGGCAGAAACACCAAUAGACGUAUACAAGGAUCGUACCGACAGGUUCCGAACAUGGUUUUUCCCCUCGCACAAUUUCACUCUCAUGGUCAUGUGGACUGAGUUCUACGUACAGCGAGAACCGAGAGUCGUAAACGGAUCAGAAACGGGAUCAUUCAACAUACACGUAGACAAGAUCAACACAAACUGGACCUCACAGCUCUCCGAACUAAACUACGCGGUCAUAUCCGGCGGGAAUUGGUUCUUCAGAAUAAACUACCUGUACGAAGACGACAAGAUCGUAGGCUGCGUCAACUGUUGGGAGAAGAACAUAACCGAUUUUGGUAUUCCAUACGCCGUUCGAAGGGUGGUCCGAAAAGCACUUGAGAGUAUAAGCGCUUGCGGAAACUGCGACGGGCUCGUAACUUUUCUGAGGACCUACACACCCCCACACUUUGAGAAUGGGUCAUGGUUCAGUGGGGGUUACUGCAAUAAGACAAAGCCACUGGAUGAGAGUGACUUGAAUUUGAAUGGCAUUGAGUGGGAGUUGAGAAAGAUUCAGAAUGAGGAGAUUGAGAGGGUGAGGGAGAAGAGUGGAGGGAAAAAGUUUGGGCUUUUGGAUGUUACAAAGGCUAUGAUGCUAAGAGCUGACGCGCACCCUGGUGCAGAUUAUGACAAGAGAUGGGUGAGAAAUGCAAAUGACUGCUUGCAUUGGUGCCUGCCUGGGCCUGUUGAUAUGUGGAAUGAGGUUCUUCUGCAGGAUAUUAUCAAGAAUUCGUCGGUCGAGUAAUCAAAAUUCUUUACCCUUCUUACUUUGGCCCGAUUGAAAAUUGUCAUCUGACCUUUUUUUUUUAAAAAAAAAAAGCGAUUUUAUGCAUCAAGUUCUUUUAUCUUGCUUGAGAGAGCACGAAUAUACCGUCGAAAUUUAAUUGCCUGUAUCAUAUUAUUGUAACAUGAGUAGCUGCAGAAAUGUGAAACCUUAAUUGUUAA